Molecule: messenger RNA, 565 nt
Organism: Dioscorea cayenensis subsp. rotundata (Guinea yam)
Lineage: Eukaryota; Viridiplantae; Streptophyta; Magnoliopsida; Dioscoreales; Dioscoreaceae
Product: two-component response regulator ORR2-like
Exons: 5
Coding region: 149-565 (138 amino acids)
Biological process (GO): phosphorelay signal transduction system; cytokinin-activated signaling pathway
Source: RefSeq, a predicted model, not a curated record
UCUCUGUCUUUCUCUUGUGAUAUUAUUCCUAUAUACAAACAAAUCACUACAUUUGUUUCUUAUACUACUGCUGCUACCACCACCAGUUCUUUUGUUGUUGUUAUUGUUUGUUGUUUAUUAGUAUUGUUUAUUGCUGCUGCUGCUGCUGAUGUUGUUGAGAAUGAGAAAGGAGGAAGAGGAGGUGAAGCAGGUGGAGGAAGAGGAAGAGGAGAAGGUGAGGGUGUUGGUGGUGGAUGAUUCACCACUGGACAGGAGGAUUGUGGAAAUGAUGCUUAACAGAUGUGGAGGAUUCUUUGAAGUGAUUGCUGUCGAAAGUGGAGUAAAAGCUAUUGAAGUUCUCGGAUUAAAUGAAGGAAAAGCUGACUGCCCCAUUGUUAACGUGCAGAAGAUUGACAUAAUUCUUACUGAUUAUUGUAUGCCUGGAAUGACUGGGUAUGAUCUCCUCAAAGCAGUCAAGGAGAACAACCACCCGGGCUCGAUUCCUGUAGUGAUCAUGUCUUCUGAAAAUGACCCUCAAAGAAUCAAGAGUUGUCAAGCAGUAGGAGCAGAGGACUUUUUUUCUUAA